ACAUGUUGUCUUUGAUUUUACUCCAUGGAAUCACGUCAGUUCUUCAUGAACGCGUUCACUUGACAAGCCCUAUGGAAUUCCCUUUGACCAUUUUACCCAUUUUACGCUAUCAUUGAAUUUGCUCGCAUUGGUCACCCUCGGUGUAUUUUUCACGUCACGUGACAACAAUGACUCAUUCUGAACCAGGAGAAUCAUUUUAGAGAGUGACAGCAGUAAUAGAAGUUGCUUCGAUCCUAAUUCGCGUCCCUUGAUCUUCAGGAGAUUGAUCGUUGAUCGGAUGGCCCUGAACACGUCCCACGCCAAUAAUGGCGUUCUCUUGCACGCUGGGGAGAGCAUUUUGUUGUUUUGCGAUGAUGUGAGCGUCAAAUUUGCGGGUCAAGCCGAUGCCGCAUUUGCCGGCGAAAAGAAGGGCCGCCUCUAUUUAACUACCCACCGCAUGAUUUUCAAUUCAAAAAAACAGGACGCGCCCAUGAAGUCCUUCUCGUUUCCUUUCGUGGCCUUAAAGGAUGUCGAACUAGAACAACCCAUCUUUGGCGCCAACUACAUCAAAGGCACUGUUCGUGCUCAGCCCAAUGGCAACUAUGUCGGUGAAGUGAAGUUUCAGGUGCAUUUCAAAUCUGGUGGCGCUAUUGACUUUGGCACGGCUAUGCUCCGUGCCGCUCAAAUGGCCUCGAGAAACUAUCAGAAUGAUGCCCCUCCCCCCUACAUGCCUCCCAGUGGGCCAUGGUAUGCAGCUCCGCCCCCUGCAUAUUCUCCCAAUCCAGGGGGAUACAUGGGGUGGGUUCCACCCACGAAUGUUUUUCCUGAUCACCCGCCAGCCAAUAGUGUGUACAUGACGGACGCUCCUCCGCCAUAUCCCGGUAUCAACGGAUAUAACGGUUACGCUGCGGCUGGUGGAAGCGGGCAGAGCCAGAACAAGCCCUCCGCUCCUUCUUCUGCAGAUGCGAAGGCGGCCGAGGCGGCCGCUUCGGCGCCGCCGCCUCAGACUCAGAGUGGAUGGUUUGAUCCGAAUAACCCGCAUUCAGUUUACCUGCCUGCUUACGCUGAGCAGCCACCUUCAUAUGACCAUGCAACCAAAAAGAAUGAUUGAGAUGUUAACCAACAGAAAAUCGUCGUCCAUUGUCAUGAAGAGCAAAACACAUUAUAUUUCUUUGACAACUUGAAAAAAUAUCUUUCAUACAAAUUAUUCCUUUAUAUGAUCGUUCCUCCAGGAUACGUGUUAAUAUCGCUUGCUUUCAUCCAAUUGAUGAGUGUUUGCAAUUAUCUAUUCAAAUAAAUCGUCGGAGUCAUCCUUA
This is a messenger RNA of Tigriopus californicus, 1295 nucleotides long. RefSeq names its product WW domain-binding protein 2-like (gene Wbp2). Gene Ontology annotation, cellular component: nucleus. The coding region runs from base 278 to 1090 and encodes 270 amino acids. Gene Ontology annotation, biological process: positive regulation of DNA-templated transcription. The transcript is spliced from 5 exons. The record is from RefSeq and is a predicted model, not a curated record. NCBI's taxonomy places the organism in Eukaryota, Metazoa, Arthropoda, Copepoda, Harpacticoida, Harpacticidae. Gene Ontology annotation, molecular function: transcription coactivator activity; chromatin DNA binding.